AUGUUGCCUAGCAAGCCGAAACAUUUUCGCGGCAUAAUUUAUUACAACUUUCAGAGACAAUUAUCGCAACAAGAAUGCCUUGCUGAGUUACUGUCUGUUUUCGACAACGAAGCGCCACAUCAGUCGACAAUUUCCCGUUGGUAUGGAGAAUUCAAACGUGGACGGGUGAGUCUUAGCGACGAUCCCAGGGUGGGUGCACCAAAAACGGCAGUCACCCAGGAAAACGUCGAUGCCGUGCGCAAACUCAUCAUUGAAGAUAGACAUGUGACAUAUCGUGAUAUUGAGGCGUCCUUGAAGAUCUCAAAGACCUCAAUUCAAAAAAUUUUACAUGAAGCAUUAGGAGUAAGAUUAGUUUCUCGUUGGAUACCCCACCUGUUGACUGAAGAGCAGAAAGCAGCCAGGGUUAAUUUGUGUCAAAAAACGCUUGACCGUUUUAAUUCCGGAAACUCAAAAAAUGUGUACAGCAUUGUUAGUGGUGAUGAAUCGUGGAUUUACUCGGACCAUAUUGCAACAAUUCCUCUUAAUGAGCAAAGAACUGUUACUGCGGAUUCGUAUACCACCAUUUGUUUGCUAAAAGUCAUCACCGAGCUUCGAAAAAUCAACCCCGAAAGAAGAAUCAUCCUCCACCAAGACAAUGCAAGCUCGCACACAGCCCAAAAAACAAGGCAGUAUUUAACGAAAGAAAACGUGGAAUUAUUGGACCAUCUUCCAUAUAGUCCCGAUCUAAGUCCUAGCGAUUUCUUUACUUUCCCGAAAAUGAAAAACAGACUUCGUGGUCAAAGGUUCCAGUCACCAGAAGAAGCAGUUGACGCAUUCAAAAAUGCCGUUUUGGAUCUGCCAGCAAACGAGUGGAAUAAGUGCUUCGAAAAUUGGUUCGAACGCAUGCAAAUGUGUAUUAAUCUUCGUGGAGAAUGCUUCGAAAAACUAGCGAGGAAUGAGUUUGCACUCUGGGAUCAGGAAUGGAACAGUAUUGUCUUUAGUGACGAGUCUCGAUUUUGUUUAGGCAUGCACGAUGGUGACGUGUUUUUUGUUGAAAGACAUGUUCAUCACACUGUUGGAGUUAUGGUUUGGGGUGCUAUAGCUUAUGGUUCCAGGUCACCUUUAAUCUUCAUCAGAGGUAACAUGAACGCGCAGCGUUAUAUCCACGAAGUUCUAGAACCCCAUCUUUUACCCUAUCUUGACACCCUGGCAGAUCCAACUUUCCAACAAGAUAAUGCCCGACCACACGUUGCAAGAGUCACAAUAGACUUCUUUCAACAUAAUGAUGUCACAUUGUUACCAUGGCCACCAAGAUCUCCCGACUUAUCCCCAAUUGAGCACGUGUGGGAUAUGAUGGGUAGGAGAUUGCUCAAUUUGCAACGUCCUCCUCAGACUCUAGAAGCACUUCGAGAGGAGUUGGUGGUUGCCUGGAAUGAGAUACCACAAGAGGACAUUGACCACCUGAUCAGAAGCAUGCCUAGGCGCGUUGGAGAAUACGUAGCACAUCAGGGUGCAUCCACACAUUAUUAA
Acanthoscelides obtectus is the source of this 1509-nucleotide messenger RNA. The record is from the annotation of a GenBank genome assembly. NCBI's taxonomy places the organism in Eukaryota, Metazoa, Arthropoda, Insecta, Coleoptera, Chrysomelidae.